Caenorhabditis briggsae is the source of this 1434-nucleotide messenger RNA. The record is from RefSeq and is a predicted model, not a curated record. The transcript has 6 exons. Bases 1 to 1434 code for a protein of 477 amino acids. Lineage: Eukaryota; Metazoa; Nematoda; Chromadorea; Rhabditida; Rhabditidae.
AUGGUACUUUCAUACACAGGAUAUUUUUUACACAUUCUUGAGGGUGAAGGGAAUACGUGGCAGGUUCAGCCGGCAACGUUACCCGGUGCAGUACCAGCUACCGGCAGUACUUCUAUCGAAGAAGAAAUUGGAACCGGAGAUGAAAUGAUCAUUAAGUUGCAUAAUAUAGUAAAUAGUAUUAAUUUGUUCAUUCAGUUAGCUUGUAUCAUUUUUCUGUGUAAUAAGAUUCAGUCAAACAAGGGUCCAUUUUACCUAAUGAUUCUCAUUUUCUCAAUAUCUGUUUCCUUUCUUGUUUUUUCAUCAAUUGUUUUAAUAUUACGCACAAGGAAACGGGAUUCACAUUUAUUAGUAAAUCUGACAAACUUAUCGUUAUACGUAGAUUACUGUAGUAACCUAUUCUCAGUCACUAUCACAUUUUGUUUAUCUCUAAAACGAUGUUUAUGUUUUGUUUCCGAGAAAUGGAAUUCGAGGAUUUUCGAUAAGUGUAUUUUCCCUGUAAUUUUCAGUGUUAUCAUUUCAAUUGCUGGUGCUAUGGGGAUGAUUAUUACUUCCAAAAUCAAGAGAAUUUAUUUAAUGUUUUUUGGAUUCGUCGAUUUAGUACCUAAUUGUUUUUCAGAAGACAAUGAAGGGUUUCGAGUGUCCAUCAAUCGUUUGUUCAAUGCAUUUUCAUUUGGAUCUGUUAUCUGUUAUAUGAUUUUAUUCAAACAUUUACUGCAACAAAAUAAGAUUGUUUUCACUGUUUCAGUAUUGAGGAAACGGGCUAAAAAUCGUGUAUUUUAUCACCUUCUGAUUACAGCUAUUUUAUAUUUGAUAGUGAAUGCUCUUUAUGAAGCAUUAGUUUAUGGUCCUUCCCUUCUUGGAGAUUUAUUAGGAAUAUCUCUUGUUGAUCCAGUCGACAUGAUGAAAACUUUAGUGAUAGCCAAUUAUUUCCCAGAAAUUUAUCUUCCACUGUUAUUUAUUUUGGAUACUGGUCCAUUUUUCUCAAUGAUUCUCAUUUUCUCAAUUUGUGUUUCUCUUCGAAUUGUUUUUUCAUCAAUUGUUUUAAUAUUACGCACAAGGAAACGGGAUUCACAUUUAUUAGUAAAUCUGACAAACUUAUCGUUAUACGUAGAUUACUGUAGUAACCUAUUCUCAGUCACUAUCACAUUUUGUUUAUCUCUAAAACGAUGUUUAUGUUUUGUUUCCGAGAAAUGGUAUUCGAGAAUCUUCGAAAAGUGGAUUUUCCUUGUAAUUCUCAGCGUUAUCAUCUCAAUUGCUGGUGCUAUGGGAAUGAUUAUAACUUCGAAAAUCAAGAGAAUGUAUUAUAUAUUUUUUGGAUUUAUCGAUAUAGUACCUAAUUUAACUUCUGAAGACAAUGAAGGAUUUCGAGUGAUAGUGAAUUCUCUUCAUGAAGCAUUGAUUUAUGGUUUACGCUUUUUGAUGAUACUUUUGUAA